GCCGGUCCGCGUCAGCGGCCACCGCGCUCCCUCACCGGCCCGCCGGCUGGCGCCGGUUGUGCCCUCCCCGCCCCUUCCUCCCCUGUCUUCCCCUCACCCCCCCGCCCGCCCGGCCCCUCUCCCGCCGGCCGAGCCCCGCAGCGCCGCCGCCGCCGGGGUGUGAGCGGGGCCCGGCGCCGUGCCGGGCCGUCCCUCGCCGGCGGGGCCAUGGCCGCGAGCGCCAAGCGGAAGCAGGAGGAGAAGCACCUGAAGCUGCUGCGGGAGAUGAGCAGCCUCCCGCCCAACCGCAAGUGCUUCGACUGCGACCAGCGGGGCCCCACCUACACCGACAUGACCGUGGGCAGCUUCGUGUGCACCUCCUGCUCCGGCAUCCUGCGGGGCUUGAAUCCACCCCACAGAGUGAAGUCGAUUUCAAUGACUACGUUCACACAACAGGAAAUAGAAUUUCUGCAGAAACAUGGAAAUGAAGUGUGCAAACAGAUUUGGCUAGGCCUAUUUGAUGAUAGAUCAUCAGCAAUUCCAGACUUCAGGGAUCCACAGAAAGUAAAGGAGUUUCUACAGGAAAAAUAUGAAAAGAAAAGAUGGUAUGUUCCUCCAGAGCAAGCAAAGGUGGUGGCAUCAGUCCAUGCAUCCAUAUCGGGCUCUUCUGCCAGUAGUACAAGCAGCACACCUGAGGUGAAGCCACUCAAAUCUCUCUUGGGAGAAGCUGCACCCGCACUGCACUUAAACAAGGGCACACCUAGCCAAUCUCCUGUUGUAGUUCGAUCUCAAGGACAGCAGCAGCAAGAAAAGAAACAAUUUGACCUCCUCAGUGACCUUGGCUCAGAUAUCUUUGCUGCUGCCCCUCCUCAGUCAACUGCUACAGCGAAUUUUGCUAAUUUUGCACACUUCAACAGUCAUACAGCGCAGAACUCUGCCAAUGCAGGUUUUGCAAACUUUGAUGCAUUUGGACAGUCUAGUGGCUCGAGUAAUUUUGGAGGUUUCCCCACAGCAAGUCAGUCUCCUUUUCAGCCCCAAAAUACAGCGUUCAGAACGCUUUCAUCUAGCUGCAGUUUUGGUGAAUUUACUUCAGCUUUUCCUCUCCAGGCUGUACACAGUGGAAGUGCUGGAUCAGUGAAUGCUAAUUUUGCUCACUUUGAUAACUUCCCCAAAUCCUCCAGUGCUGAUUUUGGAUCCUUCAAUGCUUCUCAGAGCAACGCCACAGCAACUGCAGCCAGUAAAGCUGCAGUGAAUAAACUGAAUCUUCAGUCAGCUGACAAAUAUGCAGCUCUUGCUAACUUAGAUAAUAUCUUCAGUGCAGGGCAAGGUGGGAGUGAGCAGGGAAGUGGCUUCAGCACAGCAGUGUCCUCAGCAGGCCCUGCCUUGUCAGCCCCCAACCAGUCAAGUGCAUCUUCGGACAAGUACGCGGCGCUGGCGGAGCUGGACAGCGUGUUCAGCUCCACGGCCACCUCCAGCAACGCGUACACGGCCACCAGUAACGUCAGCAGCAAUGCUUUUGGAACAGUACCUGUAGCUGCUACUGCACAGACACAGCCUGCAUCUUCAAGUGUGCCUGCUCCAUUUGGAGCAACACCUUCCACAAAUCCAUUUGUAGCUGCCCCUGUUGCCCCAGUGGCACCUUCAACAAAUCCAUUCCAGACCAAUAGCCGAGGAGCAACAGGCCUCUCGGGAGCAAUGCACUCUCACAUAUUUCCUCAGGCUCAUUUUGCAGCAACAUUUGGUACUGCAUCCAUGAGCAUGCCGGCAGGAUUUGGAACUCCUGCCUCCUACAGUCUUCCUACUAGUUAUAGUGGCAACUUCCAGCAGCCCACGUUCCCAACCCAGGCAGCUUUCCCUCAACAGACUGCUUUUGCUCAGCAGCCCAAUGGAGCAGGUUUUGCUACAUUUGGGCAAGCAAAGCCUGUAGUAACUCCUUUUGGACAAGUUGCAGCUGUUGGAGUAUCUAGUAACCCUUUUAUGGCUGGUGCACCAACAGGACAAUUUCCAACAGGAAGCUCAUCAACCAAUCCUUUCUUAUAGCCUUAUAGACACUUUACCCAAAAGAACUCUUAUGUGGUCACAUAACAUCUCUGCGCCUCUUGCACUGUUGUCUUGUUUCACUGAUAUUAGCUUUAAACACAAAAGAAGUCUUUAAGAAGUAAAAAUAAAAGCCUGCAUUGUGUACCUUUAAAAAGUUUCAAAAAGAAAAAAAAAACCCCACCCGACACAAAAAACAAGAAAACCAACCCCCACCAGGUAAUAA
Passer domesticus (house sparrow) is the source of this 2242-nucleotide messenger RNA. It is a transcript of the gene AGFG1, whose product is annotated as ArfGAP with FG repeats 1. Bases 208 to 2019 code for a protein of 603 amino acids. The transcript has 15 exons. Gene Ontology annotation, cellular component: cytoplasm; membrane; cytoplasmic vesicle. The record is from RefSeq and is a predicted model, not a curated record. Gene Ontology annotation, molecular function: GTPase activator activity. NCBI's taxonomy places the organism in Eukaryota, Metazoa, Chordata, Aves, Passeriformes, Passeridae. Gene Ontology annotation, biological process: spermatid nucleus differentiation; intermediate filament organization; acrosome assembly.